AUGGCCUACCACGAGAGGUCGAAGCAAUUCGACGAGUACCAGCUGGCUGUCACCUGCGUUUCACGAAUCUUGACAAGCGCCGGGCUCGCUGCUCCUUGGGCCCAGAUGGGUUGGGGACACUCAGUUCCCGAGUCUGCCGCGGCAUACGAGGUUGACACCGGCCUGCCAGUACACCUUCUUACAUUUGCCGACCUCAUGCCUGGGUUUACGAUGACGACGAGCUCGUGGGGGCUGAACCUGGCGCAUAACGAGUGGCGUAACGGCAUCAUUGGGAAAGGGUUGGUGUCCAAGACUGUCAUCCGCAAGGAUCGCAGCCAUGGAACGACUGCGCAAAUCUCAAGGGCAAGGUUGAGCCGUGAGCUACGGGCGCUGCUCAGCCAGUCUGGGGUGGAUUAUUCGGAGGAUUUACCUCAACCGGACAUGGUCGAUCACGACAAGGUGCGCGCGCUGCUGGACGACUGGCGGUCGAACCCUAGCAUGGUCAUUGAUCUGCCGCCCCCGACCGGUGAGCUGCUGGAGGCGGUGGGCGACGAGCCCGAGCCAUGGCAAGCGGCACUUCUGGCAGGCGUGGAGGAUUGUCUGCCCUUCAACCCAUACGUCCACUACUUGUGCUGCGCGGUGUCAAACUGUCAUUUGAAAGAGAUCCGCCCACAGGAUCUCGACUGGCUUGUCGAGGGCUACAAAGAGCUGGUGUUGUUCAGGGAGUCACGCCGGGAGAACUGGUAUAACAAACGGAUCCCGGACUACUUCGGGCCUGCGCCGACGGGCCUGUAGCCCUCCCCCGCCCCCUCCCUCAUUCGUGCCGAAACAUCUUGAUCUUCAAACAUGAACUCUUGUCGGGACUGUGUAUGCCUUCUUCUCGGGUUGGGGCGCGAAUGAAUGAGUUCUGGGUGGCAUAUGCAAAGGGAAGAGACGGGAGAGACAUAAUCCCUUGUGUGCCGUCUUGACGAGACGAUGGAUUCGCAGGCUUCAGCUUUGGCGCUGCAUUAGGGCUAUGGUUUUUCGUUUAGACAUCCAUUCGUUCUUUCGCUCAUUCUUUGCACCUUCCGCUCUUAUACGUUGGAGAGUCGCAGCAUCGAUCUGCGCCACUAGGUAGACCUUUCGGCGGUAGGGGACCCCCUGAAGGGAUCACCACGAUAUUCGAGAGCAAAUAGGCCGUUGGCUGUCAGACCUUCGUUUCCUC
This is a messenger RNA of Gaeumannomyces tritici R3-111a-1, 1183 nucleotides long. RefSeq lists its product as hypothetical. The transcript has a single exon. The record is from RefSeq and is a predicted model, not a curated record. The coding region runs from base 1 to 774 and encodes 257 amino acids. NCBI's taxonomy places the organism in Eukaryota, Fungi, Ascomycota, Sordariomycetes, Magnaporthales, Magnaporthaceae.